AUGACGAGAUUUAUUCAUGAACCUCGAGAAAUAAUAAACAAAUAUAGAUUUACUGAAUAUAGUCCAUUAGUAAUUCUAAGAGGAUUAUGUUUAACAAUUUUAUUAGUCAUAUUUUUCAUUUAUGGAAUUAUUUUAACAUUCCUUGUUGCUACCGAUGAUGCAUUUUUAAUGAAAUCUUUAAUCGCUACACCAUAUGUUCCCGUACCUGAUCUUCGAGCACCGACCGAAGAAGAUAUAGCAAAUUGUAACAAAUAUAUCGUACCAACAGAAUGUAAAGAACAAGAUCCAAGUAACACGUCCAAAGGACGUUGCACGGGGUUAUUCUAUCCUCAAAUUCAAGAUCGUUUUAAUUUUAGUUUACCUGAUAAAAGAUAUGGAAUUUCUUUUCUAAUCACUAUAACUGAUGAAGCAUAUAAUGCUACCGAUGAUAAUGGAAUGCAAGUUAGAGCAUACGAUCAAUUGUUCGUUCCUACUCAAUUGCCUGAUUCCGUUAAAAAAACAAUUAGUAGUCUAGAUCCACAUUUUAUGGAAAGAUUGGAAGAACAAAAUUUUCAUGUUAUUGGUUAUCAGCAGGCUAAUAAGAUGUUUAUAAGUAGAAAAAUUAAAAAAUUUCAGAUUCCAACAUUUUUCACAGUAAUAGGCGUACCGCCAGCAUAUUUUCCGCAACCUUUUAUUGAAUCAAGAUAUGAAUCGAUACAAGUUCCUGGAGUAGUAUCGAGCUUUACUCCGACUACUUAUGGUAGUUUGUUCGUUGGUACCGUAGAUUGGACGGAAGAAAUUCAAUCUGAAGUUAGGAGUUCUAAUGUCUCGGAUUCACUCGCGUUAUUAGCCGCGUUUUACGGUUUACUUGUAGGAAUUUACGUAUGCCUGUUUGAACCAUGGGGAAUAUGUCAAACGACAUGUUGUGGACGUAAAACAAAAAACAGCUUACGAAAAAAAUUCUCAAGAGUCAUACCACUUGUUUCACGAUCACAAUCAAUUCGUAAACCUAAAUUAUAUAAAGAACGUUUAGAUGCAUUAGAAAAAUUUGCAAAAUUAUAUUUAGUCAACAUAGCGGAUCAAGAACAAAAAAAACCUCUGGAUAUCGAAAAUGUGGAUCCCAACAAAAAACCACCAAAUAGACUAUCUUCAAUUAAAUCGCAGAAUAGCGUAAGUGCUCCAGACAGUUCACCUAAUAACAUAAACAAUUUACCAACUGGACCACGAACGGGAGGUGCUCCGAAUAGUUCACCGAAUG
Molecule: messenger RNA, 1237 nt
Organism: Funneliformis caledonium
Lineage: Eukaryota; Fungi; Glomeromycota; Glomeromycetes; Glomerales; Glomeraceae
Source: the annotation of a GenBank genome assembly